Molecule: messenger RNA, 720 nt
Organism: Phycomyces blakesleeanus NRRL 1555(-)
Lineage: Eukaryota; Fungi; Mucoromycota; Mucoromycetes; Mucorales; Phycomycetaceae
Exons: 2
Source: RefSeq, a predicted model, not a curated record
CAAUGCCCUUGUCAUGGAACAAUGAGAGGAUAUGUAGGAGACCAGUACAAAACUUCGCGAGUAGUAUUUUAUCCUGGAGCUCAAUACGAAGGCUAUUGGAAAAGUAGUCAUAUGUGUGCCCAGCUUACAGAUAUAAUACCUCUUUUCAAUGCCAUACACCCAAAUGCAGUAGCUGUCUUUCUUUUUGAUCAAAGCAGCAAUCAUAAAGCCUAUCCUGAAGACGCUCUUUUGGCACAAAACAUGAACUUGUGUGCAAUUGAAGUAAAAGACAGUGACUCAGGCCAGGGAAAAUUUCGUGACAGCUCAUUUUAUGUCAGAAAGCAAUACGACUAUGCAGAACAGCAAAAAAAUAAAAAAUACAAAAAAUAUUUCAUUGGCCUUCGCGGCAUAUUACAGCAACGUUCUAUGUAUAGAAACGAAGCAGAGAGAUACUCUUUAAAACGUUCUUGUAAUAAUGUCGCGACAGCUGAUUCUAGAUGUUGUGCAAUCCAUAUUAUGGAGAGACAACCAGACUUUGCCAACCAAAAAUCAGCACUCGAAGAAAUAGUUGAAGGCAGUGGACACAAAUUUGAACUGUAUCCAAAAUACCACUGUGAAUGUAAUUGGAUCGAAAGAUACUGGGAAGCAGCCAAGAAAGAAGCACGACGUGAAUGUGAUUAUUCUUUUCAAUCAUUGAAUAGAAAAAUCAAUUCAUUUCUGGAUAUUGUUUGCCCACCAGAA